UCAACUCGUCGUCGUCGUUGUCGUCACUCACGUACACUUCUUCACCACCACCUUCACCUUCUCUUCCUUCCCUCUUGCCGCCGUCUCUCUCUCUCCUCCCCCUGUUUGUCACCCACACCCGCCUCGCCCGGACGUCGUUCGUGUACAUUCUUCUCCACCACCACCACCGUCUCCACCUCCACAACACCAGUCUUCGCGCGCCUCACUAUGGGCUUCGGCGACUUCUCCACAAUAUGCACGAAAGCGAGCAUCCCCAUGUGCGCGCUCGUCGGCCACCAGUCCAUCAACGGGGGCCACGGCAUCCAGGCGACGUGCUAUUCUCGCACCAUUGAACUGGCCAACACGCUCAUCUUCCAGGCCGCAAACGACUUUAUGCACAUUCUGGCUCUCAUCAUGACCGUCGUGAUGAUUAUCCACGUGCGCUCCAAGUUCACCGCUGUCGGUCGCAAGGAAAUCACCUCCUUCUUCUACAUCUACAUGGCCCUGACCGCGAUAUCCCUCGUUCUCGACGCCGGUGUCACCCCGCCCGGCUCAGCAUCCUACCCCUACUUCGCCGCCGCCCAGAAUGGCCUCACAUCCGCCCUCUGCACCUGCUUGCUAGUGAACGGUUUCGUGGGCUUCCAACUGUAUGAAGAUGGGACUACUCUGUCUGUGUGGCUCUUGCGACUCUGCUCCCUGGUCAUGUUCCUCGUCAGUGGCGCCGUUUCGCUCCUCACCUUCAAGGGCUGGGGAGGCCUCCAACCCGACAACCCCAUCGGCGUCUUCGUCGUCACCUACAUCCUCAACGCCAUCUUCCUCUUCAUCUACGCUGGUAGCCAGAUUCUCUUGGUUGUCGGCACCCUCACCGACCGAUGGCCACUGGGCGAUAUCGGUUUCGGUAUCUUCUUCUUUGUCAUCGGCCAGGUCAUCCUCUACGUCUUCAGCGACGCCAUUUGCGACGGUGUCCAGCACUACCUCGACGGGCUUUUCUUUGCCACCAUCUGCAACCUGCUCGCCGUCAUGAUGGUCUACAAGUACUGGGACUCCAUCACCCGCGAGGAUCUCGAGUUCUCUGUCGGCGUCAAGGCGCACAACUGGGAAGUCAAGGAACUGCUGCCCGAGGAGGAGAAGCGUGGAACCAUUUUCCAUCAGUCGGAAUACACUCCUUCGAUUUACGAGCAGCCUUACCACCGCUCGUCGCACUACUCUCUCAACCAUUAA
Periconia digitata is the source of this 1200-nucleotide messenger RNA. The record is from the annotation of a GenBank genome assembly. Lineage: Eukaryota; Fungi; Ascomycota; Dothideomycetes; Pleosporales; Periconiaceae.